Molecule: messenger RNA, 9587 nt
Organism: Lytechinus pictus (painted urchin)
Lineage: Eukaryota; Metazoa; Echinodermata; Echinoidea; Temnopleuroida; Toxopneustidae
Product: receptor tyrosine-protein kinase erbB-4-like
Exons: 30
Coding region: 1-4533 (1510 amino acids)
Biological process (GO): positive regulation of cell population proliferation; positive regulation of kinase activity; negative regulation of apoptotic process
Cellular component (GO): plasma membrane; signaling receptor complex; basal plasma membrane
Molecular function (GO): ATP binding; transmembrane receptor protein tyrosine kinase activity
Source: RefSeq, a predicted model, not a curated record
AUGGAUUGGAAUGUAGUAGAACAAGCUCAAUGGAACAAGCUCAGCAGAGACUCACACAGCAGUUUGUGCCUGGUAUGUACUGGCACAGAUCAAGGUACCGCUAAACCAUACAACAGCGAUACUGCCGGAGCAAGGCAACAGUACUAUGAAGAUUUAAAGGAAAGAUAUACAAACUGUACAUACGUUGACGGAAACCUGGAAAUAUCCUUUCUCCAUGAGCAAGAAUAUGAUCUUAGCUUUCUCUCAUCGAUACGGGAAGUCACAGGAUAUAUUCUCAUUCUCUUGACGUAUUCCCGGGUGAUACCGCUCACAAACUUACGGGUUAUCAGAGGAACAAAGCUUUACGACGACAAGUACGCCCUCUAUGUUGCAUUGACGUUUCAUACAGGAGAUCCAGAAAUAGCUACAGAAGAGAUUUGGUUAACAUCAUUACAUGAAAUCUUGAAAGGAGAUGUAUACUUUCAUCAGAAUAAUCAACUGUGCUAUGUACAGACCAUUGCCUGGGAUGACAUGCAACCUGGUUUGGUAGCCAACUUCUCAGUAUGGGAUGAACAUCCACAACGUAACUGCUUAGAACACCAAUGUCAUGAAUCAUGCAAGGGUCGAUGCUGGGGUCCAGGAGAGGACCAUUGUCAGAUAUUAACGCUAAAAGAUUGCAGCUCAACAUGCGACUACCGUUGUCGAGGUCCUACUCAGGCGGACUGCUGCCACAGAAGUUGCGCUGGGGGUUGCACCAAUUCUUCUAAUGCUGGAUGUCUGGCUUGUCGGCAAUUCUCACUGGAUAACACCUGUGUGGAAAGCUGUCCUCGGCGAUACGAGUAUGAUAGAAAUACAUUCACCAAUGUGGAGAACCCAAACUUCCGCUAUUCCUAUGGUUCCAGAUGCCUCAAAGACUGUCCAAAUAACGUCUUGAUAGAUGGCGAUAACUGUGUGAAGGUUUGUGGGCCAGGAAAGAAAGAACAAAACAACCAAUGCAUUCCAUGUGAUGGCAUCUGCCCAAGCACUUGUGAAGGGAUAGGAGACGAUACAUCAUUAUCCUCUGUUCAUAUCAAGAGUAAACAGUUUGAUAAUUGCACCAAGAUUAACGGGAAUCUAAUCAUCACUUCACAUACCUUUACUGGUGAUGGUUUCGUAGGUACCACCCCCGUUGAGCCUAGUUCCUUGGAGAUCUUUAAGACGGUGAAACAGAUAACUGGUUACCUGUCAGUCCAAGGACUUCAUCAUGCUUUCACCAACCUCUCUAUCUUCAGUAACCUAGAGAGGAUUGAUGGUCGUAACUUGUACGGGGUCGGCGGUGCCAAGGCGGAUGCUGUAUACAUCACAUCAACCAACUUGGAUUUCUUUGGUACGACGAGUCUAAAGGAGGUAUCCAACGGUGACAUCACAGUCACAAGCAAUUCAAAGCUCUGCUACUUGCAGAGGCCAAUGUUUAAGUCUAUCAGAAAGUCAAACCGUCAGACUUUAACCGUUACUGGUAGUCGCAGUGAGGAGGAAUGUAUUGCUGAAGGUAAAGUCUGCCAUGAGCAGUGUGCUGAUAUUGGUUGUUGGGGACCAGGACCACAGCAGUGUGCUCAAUGUAAAAACGCUAUCAUUGGUGACACUUGUAUCGAGGCCUGUGACUUGGAAAAUGGUCAAUAUGUUGAGAUGGAGGCUACUGAUCAGGCUCCUGCGGUGUGUGAACAUUGUGAUGCAGAAUGUUCAGCUGGUUGCUCAGGCCCUGAACCAGACCAAUGUGACUGCCGGGCAGACUCAUCGGGUCACAACUGCAGAAGAAGGUGUCGUCAUGUCCAGGAUGGUCCAUACUGUAGGGCAGAGUGUCCAGAACUCAAGUUUGCCAAUUCUCAGAACAACUGUACCGACUGCCAUUCAAACUGCCUCAGAGGGUGUGAUGGUCCAGAGAAUAAUCUUGGUGCUAAAGGUUGUUGGGAAUGUCCUCAAGUUAUGCUUGACUUCACCAGAAAUGUGAUUGAGUGUAUGCUUAUUAAUACUCCUUGUGGUGAUGAUUACUUCUAUGAUCGCAUCUCUCAUUCAGAGAAAUCAGAUCCUCUUGCUGGGUCAGUGAUAUGUCAGCAAUGUGACCCUAUGUGUAUUGGAUGUGAUGGGGCAGGACCUCGACGAUGUAAGCAGUGUAAACUAUUCCAACAAGAUGAUGAAUGCGUAGAUGAGUGUCGGACUGGCUUCUAUCCGGAUGUGGAUGAUAUUUGUCAGCCCUGUCAUUCACAGUGCAGGAAUUGCUUCAAUGGUACAGAAUAUGAUUGUCUUCAAUGUGAAUCAUAUACAAUUAGGACUAGUUUCAACACUUUCUUUUGUGCACCCUCCUGUACACCGGAAUACCCCAAUGAGCUCAGUCCAUACGUCUGCGGCAAGGACUGCCCUUCUAUGCAAUUCCCCAAUGCUAAGUCAAAGUGUGAAGCCUGCCACAGUGAAUGCAAAGGUGGUUGCCAGAAUGGCACACGAAGUGGAUGCUUUGAAUGCAGGAAUGUUGUAGUGAAUAAGGAAUGUCGGGCAGAGUGUCCUGAUGCUUAUGAGAACGUCAAUGGAACAUGUCUUUACCUUCACGGGACAGACCAGACUGCACAGCCAAACCCAGGUGGAGGUUUGUCCAUCGGAGUUCUUGCCGGCAUCGUGAUCAGUGCCCUCAUCAUCUUCAUCAUUAUCGUCAUGUUUAUCAUGUGGUUCAAACGACGUAUCAAGAAUGAUAUGUACAUAGACAUCCCGCCAAACAUAGACUUAAAUGAUAUGAAGAGCAGUGAUUACACUGGAGCACCUCUGACACCCAGCAAUGUGGAACCUAACCAGGCUCAACUGAAGAUCAUCAAGGACACUGAGCUCAAGCUAGGUCCAGUCCUUGGAUCCGGAGCCUUUGGGACGGUCUACAAGGGUCUAUGGAUCCCAGAGGGUGAGAAGAUCAGGAUUCCUGUAGCUAUCAAAGCUCUAAGGGAAGUCUCACCACAUGCUGCUGAGGAAUUACUUGAGGAAGCAAAGGUUAUGGCAUCUGUGGACCACCCAUGUCUGCUACGUCUUCUGUGUGUCUGUAUUGCACAAAACAUGACAUUGAUCACCCAGCUUAUGCCAUUAGGAGCUAUCUUGGACUAUGUUCGCCAACACAAGGAGCAGAUAGGAUCUCACCAUCUCCUCAAUUGGAGCUUCCAGAUUGCUAGGGGAAUGGUAUACCUGGAAGAAAAACAUCUUAUUCAUCGUGACUUGGCUGCUAGGAAUGUCCUUGUUCAGAGCCCAGCACAGGUGAAGAUCACAGAUUUUGGUCUGGCCAAGUUCUUGGAGGUUGAUUCCAAUGAAUACAAAGCACAGGGAGGCAAGAUGCCCAUCAAAUGGUUAGCCUUAGAGUGCAUUCAGUUCAGGAGAUUCUCACACAAAAGUGAUGUAUGGAGUUUUGGUGUAACCCUAUGGGAGCUGAUGACCUUUGGAGGAAAACCCUAUGAGGGGGUCAAGGCCAGAGAGGUUCCUGAACUCUUAGAAAGGGGUGAGAGGUUACCCCAGCCUCCAAUCUGUACCAUUGACAUAUACAUGCUGAUGGUCAAAUGUUGGUUGAUUGAUGAAGAUAGUAGACCUACAUUCAAACAGCUGCAAGAAGAACUAGAGAGAAUGACCAAAGAUCCUCAGAGAUACCUUGUCAUCCAGAAUGAUGGUGCAUUAUCCCUGCCAAGCCCCACUCCUUCAGAUUUCUACAAGACCCUGAUGCAGGACACCGAAUCAGGAGCUGAUCCCAACUUACUCAUGGAUGCUGAGGAUUACCUACAACCUAUGAGCCUUACUGCACAUAAUCUCACCUAUGAGAGUCAGCAAGGUUUCUUCCCACCAAAUGGUGCUGCACCCAUGUCUCCCUCUGGCAAGCCAUCUGGUCCAGUGAGAAAGGAUAGCAGUCUUCAUCGCUACUGUCAAGAUCCAACAGUCAAGGGAAAUUUCGACAGGCAAAACAGUAAUAUGAGUGGCACUGAUCCAAGUUUGAAUGAUGACUACCUGAUUCCAAAUGACAAGCUAGAUAACUUGAUGGAAGAAGAGCAUGAUUACCAGAACGACCCCCGAAGACCAACAGACCUUGGUGAUAACUACCUCCCUCUGAAUGAUGGAACAGGUUCUCAACCGAUGGUAGCUGGUAUGAUGGAUAAUCUAGAAUAUCAUGCAUUGAUGGAUCAAGCAUCACAGGGAGCUAAAUCACCCAAGACACCUACUAUACAUACUGGUGAUCCAUGGACACCUAUGCAACAACAACACCCUCAUCUGAUGGCAAGACAACAUAGCACGCCCUCACAGCCAAGAACACCACCAGGUUACGGCCCCAUGUCACCAAACGUAAGCACAAGUACCCCUCUUCUUGGUGAUGUGUCCUUUGAGGGGCCUGUACCAAUCGGUGCUCCCAUCAUGAAUGGACAAAAUGGGAAUCACAAAGGCCUUUACCGCUCACCCCCACCCUCCGUUAGUUCUGGAAGCCUUGGUAGGAAUUCAACAAGGGGUAGUGAGAAUGACUAUGUCAACUCUGAUGUGGUGACGGAUCGUGGCGAGUCUACUGUCUGAUGAAUGGACAGAUGUACUUUCAAAAAGGCCAUGGCUUCCUUGCAUAAAACUAUUUUACGUUAUGGCCAAGCGUGCACUCUUUCCCAGAUGUCGACUGAUCCAUCACAGGCAGAAGAAUGGAUAUACAAAUUUAGAGAAAAGACUCAUUACUUAUACUUCAAAUAUUUUUUAUGUAAUGAUUUUCAAAUCAUGUUCAAAUUAUACCGUUUUCAUGAGCAACUUUAUAAAGUAUUUAGUAUCUGUAUGUUUGUGCCAAUAGUGUGAAAAAGAAAUUGACUCAAGUUUGGUUCAAGAAUUAAGCUGACUUAUCACAAACCAAAGCAUAUUUAUUCUCUUAAUUUCCUUGUAAAAGAAGGAGAAUGGAUAUAUUUUAAUUGUGUCCAAAUUAUUGAUUGUUUAGGACCGAAUCAAAAAGUGAAGUUAAUGGUGAACAAAUUUUUCAGCUCACCAAUCUUUGAUCAUUUAUUUUAUUAAGUGAUGAAUAGGAGAAACAUAUGUAAAGUAUUGAAUGUGUCAUCUCAACUAUGUUUGAAGAAUUAUCCAGUACUCUUUGAAACCACAAUUGUUUUUAUGUGUCCUUAACAUGUUGUAUGUAGAAAAAAUUUAUUUCACCCGAAUUGUAGCCAUAAGGUAUUACUAAAAAUUGUGAAGUACUAACGUACAUAUUUUAUCAUGUUUAAUUGUACUUAAUUUUAGAAAUGUUGUCUUUUAAUUUUUUCAAAGUUAUUUUUAAAAUCCAAGAGCUGAUUUCCUAACAUUGAUAAUAGUUGUCUCUGAGUGGUACCAAUUAUCCAUUAUGAAAACCUACUUAUUUUCUUGGGAUGUAAUUACUUGACAUUAUCAGUCUUGCACAGAACAGCGUCCUGCUUUGCCCCUUUUUCAUUCAAAUAGACAAUGAAAGAAGCUAAGAUUUUUGGAUUUAUGAUUGUUGUGAAGAACAAUGCCAACUGCAAGUGGAAAACAACAUGUAUAUGUAUGCACAAUAUGUCACCAAAUAACUAUUUUAACUUUUUUUAAAGAUCGAAAUAUGUUUACUAUGAAAAAAAGUGAUUAAAAUAUAUAAAUAUUUGUAUGACAUAUAAAUGUAAAAAAAUUAUCUAUAGUGUCAGGACUUCUUAAUUGUUGAAAUAUUCAGAUGCAUCUAUUAAAUCUAUUUUUGAUCUAUUUAUAAAACAAAUAAUCAUAUGUGUUUCUUUGUACAGUACAUUAACUUAAGAGUUCAGGUGCUUCAUUCAGUAUAUGUACAUGUAUGUCUCACUAAUGAUUUCUUCCAACUAUUGAUAUCACGUUCAACUCAUUUUUUUUCUUCUUUCAACUAAUUUACCAUAGUAUUUUACACCAUAUUCUCAGAAAAAUUUGAGAUGCAGUGCAACAGUCUGUAUUUGAGUAAUAUUAUUGUAGAAUUUUGCAUAAUCUGUAUGUAUUGUUGACUUAUUUUUGUGUCAAAUAGUACUAUGUAAAUGAUUUAGUGUUGUAUCUUUUUUAUCACUGCCAGUGUAAGAACAGUCCUACUGUUAGUUCUACAGUAGAACUAAUUAUGUAUGUAUGCAUUGUGGUAUGUGUUGUGUACCCUUUCAUAAAAUAUUUGAAGAUAUUUUUAUUGAUAUUGCAGCUGACAUGUUCAUCUGUAAUGAAUCACUGGUUAGGUCUGAAAAAGUUGUCAGUUUUUAGGUAAACAGUAACAACCUACUAUUGAGAAUGAAAAGUAGCAUGAAGAGGAAGUAACAUAGGGGAAUUUCCUCAUACUAAAAGAACAAAAAGAAUAAUGUUGAUGGGUGCAUCAGAUAAAUCAGAAGUUAGCAUUGAUGGUGUUUUUAAAAUUGUAAAUUUGAGGUUUGCGUUUGGAUUUUUAACUGGUUGAAAUGUGUUUGUAAUACAAAUAUGGUCUCUGCAAUAUGUCCCAUGCCAUGUACAUGUAUGAAAGAGAUACUGCAAUCUUGCGAUGUGUAUCUUACAAUAUAGUAUAUAGUCUAUUCCAAAUAAUAUGAGGAAAAUGAUUGAUCCCGUGUUAAGUUUCAUUUGAACGUUAUAGAUGUACUUCCCAGCAUUUCCUCAAUUUUUAACUCUGAUAUUGUCUUAGGAACUUAACAAGUUAACAUACAAGUCUCUCUUUUUUUAUUGAUUCAAAAGAAAAACAUAUUUCUUGAUGUUUGUAUAUUGUCCUCUUUGAAACAAAGUGGUUAAUUUUUCACACAGAAGACUGUCAGAUGUUGUAUACUGGUGUUUAGGUAUAAAUUACCAAUCCUUACUUAAUUGACCAUAUUAUCUACUUAAUUGACCAUAGAUCUACUUAAUUGACCAUAGAUCUACUUAUAUUAUGUCUUUCCAAAAUACAAAAAAAAAAAUAAAACAAUUAUAUGACAUUCAAUUACACAUAUCUGAAAUUUGAGAUUAAUCAAAAUUCAAAUUGAUUUUUUUUUGCCUCGAAUUCCAAAUUCUUGGUGUUUUCCAGUUUUAUAGUUACUAUAUUUUUUGAGCUAUUUUAACAUAAUUCUAUGGCUUUGCUGCAUCCUCCACUGUUUCUUCAAUGAUGAAAUGCAACGAUUAACAAUCAAAGACCUCUUGCAGGAUUUCCACUUGAAAGAUGCUGCUCUGACUCAUGAUAAGGUUCCUAUACCUAGUUAUGACUAAAUGAAUGGUUAUGAAGGAAUUACUUGUUUCUACAAAUGUUAUAUGUUUCCUGUCUUUUCAUGUUCUUUUUAAUUGCUUGUUAGAGAUUGUUGAUUUGGGCCAAAUGUAUGCAUUAUAUUGCAUGCUUGUAUUCUCUGCAACAGUUGUACUCACAUAACAUGUCAUAUGCAAAUUUAAGGCAUAUGUUGAUUUGUUAGUUCCUGAAUUGUGUUUAUAGAUUAUCAUUUGUCCCUCAUUUAUGCCAUUAUUCUGAUGCACACUUGUUCUUAGUUCUACCAUCUGUUUGCAAAGUGGUAGCAGGUUUCUAACAUCUCUUGUUUGUUACUAUAAAGGACAGACCAUUUAAUGAGAAAAUAUCUCCCCUUUUCUGUAAGAAAAACCUCCCAGGAAUAAGAAAGAUUAGAAUGGUCAGAUUACAGUGUAUGAAUGGUGACUUAUUUUAAAAACACGAGUUGCAUUUUUUUAAAAGAUUUUUUUUAAUGGAUUUCCUUUGUCAUUGAAUGAACUGUUAUAAGACUUUUUAUUGCUCUUUGGAAAGGCUGGUGCAAUCUACUGUAAAUUAUUUUUAUACAUGUUUUUGGUUAUUCUAGUCAGAGUAGGUCUCUAGCAUUAUUAGCUUCUGAUAUGUAAUGUAUGCAAGUCGAUUUCAAGAUAUUCUUUCAUGCCAGCCUAAUAGGAAGACUAUAAACCUGAGAAAAAAAAAUAUAAACCUGAAAGGUGGUCUUGAUUGGGGAUCGGUUGUUUCUGAUUUUUAUAUUUCAUCAUCUUACAACAUGAUCAAAUAGAAUUGGUGGUGGGAUAUCAAACUUACAUGCUUUCUUAUGCAAUAUUUUAUGUUAUGUAUUAUGUAGCAUAUACCGUAGAUGCUAAAGUAAAGUUAUGGAAUGCCUUAGAUGUGGCCGAAAGCAUGACAAAGAAACAGUUCUUCUUUCUUCUUCCAGAGUAAGGGCUUCUACAAGGUGAUGAAGAUAAACGCACUGGUUGAGUGUGUAUGUUUGGAACUUUUCACAUACUGUUAUUUCAUAAGCUCUUGUUCUUGUUGUGCAGGUGCGAAUAUACUUGUGUAAGUAAAAACAUUUUUGUUUGUGGUGUUUACCUUUGCAUCCCUCUCAAGAAGGCCUUGAAGGCGGGCUUGAAAGCAUCAACCGAGAGGUAAUGGGCUGAAUCCUGUCGGAGGUUGUUCCAGUCCUUACAGGUUCUUGGGAAGAAGAAAGAAGCAUAGGCCUGACUGCUGCAUGGGGUAUCCUAAAUCCAGAUAUGUGCCCCCUAGUUGAGGGAUUUUGUUGAUGAUAAUGAUGAUGAUGAUGAUGAUGAUGGUAAUGAUGAUGAUGGUAAUGAUGAUGAUGAUGAUGAUGUUGAUGAUGGUAAUGAUGAUGAUGUUGAUGAUGGUAAUGAUGAUGAUGAUGAUGAUGUUGAUGAUGGUAAUGAUGAUGAUGUUGAUGAUGGUAAUGGUGAUGAUGAUGAUGAUGGUAAUGAUGAUGAUGAUGAUGUUGAUGAUGGUAAUGAUGAUGAUGUUGAUGAUGGUAAUGAUGAUGAUGUUGAUGAUGGUAAUGAUGGUAAUGAUGAUGAUGGUAAUGAGUAUGAUAAUUAUCUUUAUAUGUUGUACAUUUCUUUUGACUCUGAAUAUAUUGGGUAUAGUUUGUGUUCAGUUUGCUUUUACAUUAUUUCAAGCUGGUGUUUCUUAUUUACUGGGUUCAUUCAUGGUUAGCCUUUGUUUCUGACAAAAUAACCGUCGAUUGUCUAUUGAAACUAAUUACUUUAUAUAAGGCAUAUCAGCACAGAGGAUUAUCCUUUGUUCAUCUAUCGUUGCACACCCCCCCCCCCACAAAAGAUUAAUCUUUUGUGAUGGGGGGUGGAUGCAAAAAUAGAUACACUGUAAAAAAUGAAGUGCUAAUUUAGCACUUACAGUGCUUGUAUAGUGACUGCACUACGAGUGCUGAUUUUCUAGUUCAAAUUUAAACUAGAAAAUCAGCACUCGUAGUGCAGUCACUAUACAAGCACUGUAAGUGCUAAAUUAGCACUUCAUUUUUUACAGUGUAUCCUUUGCGUUGAUGCCAAUGCUCAGGAUUAUCAGUAAAGCCAGAAUUAUUAAACUUGUGAUUAUUAUUUGGUAGAAGAAAGUUACAGUUGUCCAGAUAGUGGUAAUAUUCCAUUGAUGUAGGAUUUGAAUAAAACAUGUUAGUAUUGUGACAUUAUUUUUUGCAAACAACAUUCAUCUUUUGGGGAGAGGAAUCAAAUGAAGCUGUUUUUGUGGAUCUUUAUUCAUAUACAUGAACAUGUCAUUUUUGAGGUGUUGUAUUUAAGAAAGAAAGUUAUCACUUUAUGCUAUGAGAAUGUGUGUAUAAUUAUUACUGUUUAACAACAUAUUACAUCAUUGGGACUAUCAAAAUUAAAGUUCCUUUAUUCAUUUGCAGAAAACAAUA